Drosophila rhopaloa is the source of this 2434-nucleotide messenger RNA. It is a transcript of the gene prd, whose product is annotated as segmentation protein paired. Gene Ontology annotation, molecular function: DNA-binding transcription factor activity, RNA polymerase II-specific; RNA polymerase II cis-regulatory region sequence-specific DNA binding. Gene Ontology annotation, biological process: regulation of transcription by RNA polymerase II; anatomical structure development. The record is from RefSeq and is a predicted model, not a curated record. NCBI's taxonomy places the organism in Eukaryota, Metazoa, Arthropoda, Insecta, Diptera, Drosophilidae. The transcript is spliced from 2 exons. The coding region runs from base 260 to 2128 and encodes 622 amino acids.
CUGCGCAACGAGUCACACCGCAUCUCGUCUUCGUCUUCGCCUCCGUCUCUUCGCCUAAUUGAGAUUGUGCCCUCAGAAACUAUUCGUUCUGAAACUAAUCGGUUAAUCAACACCUCGCAUCGCCAACUUAUGACUUUGACAGAGUGUCAACAAAUCGUCUAAAAUCUCAAGUGAAACCAAGUGAUACACGAACUCCAAGACUGAGUUUCCGCCGGUUUUGUGCCGGGACAAAUUCGCGGUUCUUGGAGCUCCAGAAACUAUGACCGUAACCGCCUUUGCUGCCGCCAUGCACAGACCCUUUUUCAAUGGAUAUUCUACCAUGCAAGACAUGAACAGCGGCCAGGGGCGCGUCAAUCAACUAGGUGGAGUCUUCAUCAACGGUCGUCCUUUGCCCAACAACAUCCGUUUAAAAAUCGUCGAGAUGGCUGCCGACGGCAUUCGGCCCUGUGUGAUCUCCAGACAACUGCGCGUGUCCCACGGAUGCGUUUCGAAGAUCCUGAACCGAUAUCAGGAAACAGGCUCCAUCAGACCAGGAGUGAUUGGUGGCUCCAAGCCGAGGAUCGCCACCCCCGAGAUCGAGAACAGGAUCGAGGACUACAAGCGCAGCAACCCCGGCAUGUUCUCCUGGGAGAUCCGGGAGAAGCUAAUCCGCGAAGGCGUCUGCGACAGGAGCACGGCGCCCUCCGUCUCCGCCAUUUCGCGCCUGGUGCGUGGCCGAGAUGCCCCACUGGACACCGAUCUGUCCUCCGCCUCGGGAUCUCCGUCGGGCGGUGUUACCAAGGCUUCGAGUUCGUGCGGCUCCGAUGUGUCCGGAGGCCAUCACAACAACAAGCCCUCCGACGAGGACAUCUCCGACUGUGAAAGUGAGCCCGGAAUCGCUUUGAAGCGCAAGCAACGCCGCUGCAGGACCACCUUCUCGGCAUCCCAGUUGGACGAACUGGAGCGCGCCUUCGAGCGCACCCAGUAUCCCGACAUUUACACCCGCGAGGAGCUGGCCCAGCGCACCAAUCUCACGGAGGCACGCAUCCAGGUGUGGUUCAGCAACCGGCGGGCUCGUCUCCGCAAGCAGCACACCUCGGUCUCCGCCGUGGCUCCCGGUGGAGUGUCCUCCGUCAGCCAUGUGCCGACAGCCACCUCGCUGCCCAGCGUGGUCUCCAGUGUGCCCAGCAUGGCCCCGCUGGCCAUGAUGCCGGGAUCCCUGGACGCUGCCUCCGUGCCCCUCUACCAGCAGCAGUACGACUUCUACGGCAGUGCCGCCAACAUCUCCAUUUCCGCCGCCGCCGCCGCUCCCAUGGGCAGCAGCAAUCUCUCGCCGGGAAUCACGACCACUCCGCCGCUCCACCACCAGUUCUACAACCCGAACGGGAGCACGGCCAGCUACAUAAUGGCGGGAGAGGCGGCGGGCAACACCACACCCACCGGCAACAUCAUCGUGUCCAGCUACGAGACGCAGUUGGGCUCUGUUUACGGAACCGAAGCGGAUGCCCACCAGACGAUGCCGCGCAACGAGAGUCCCAACGAGUCGGUGUCCUCCGCCUUUGGCCAGCUGCCGCCCACACCCAACAGCCUCUCGGCUGUGGUCAGUGGUGGCGGGGUGACCUCCAGUGGAGGCGCUGCGGGCGUCGAUCCCUCGCAGUCGCUGGCCAACGCCAGUGCUGGCAGUGAGGAGCUGUCCGCAGGCCUGAAGGUGGAAACGGCGGAUCUAGUGGCGGCCAGUCAGUCGCAGUUGUACGGGGGAUGGAGUUCCAUGCAGGCGCUGCGUCCCAAUGCCCCACUUUCGCCGGAGGACUCGCUGAACUCCACCAGCUCCACGAGUCAGGCUCUGGAGAUGACCACCCACCAGAUGUUCCACCCGUAUCAGCAUGCGCCCCAGUAUGCCACCUAUCCUUCGGCCCCGGGACAUGCCCACUCGCAUCCGCAUCACGGACAUCCGCAUGCCCAUGCCCCACAUCCGCAUGCACAUCCGCAUGCGCAUCCGCAGUACGCAGGCGGCCAUCCGCACUAUCCGCCACCCACUUCGUCGUCGCACUUCAUGCCGCAGAACUUCAAUGCCGCCGCCUUCUCAUCGCCCUCGAAGGUCAACUACACAACGAUGCCGCCACAGCCGUUCUAUCACUCCUGGUACUGAAACGGAUCCUCCACCACCACCACCUCCUCCUCCAGGAGCAGGAGCAGGUGUCGCCAGGUCCCUGGAACAAGCCGCCAAAGAUGUACAUACAUAGCAGGGGAGAAACAUGAAAAUAACAUUUUUGUGUGGGGCAGUACUGACGUUUUCCAUGUGGGAAAACAUCUGACAGACUCGCCCCCAAAAUAGUUCCAAUUCGUAGAGCUAAGUAGACCUAGUAAAUAGUACCCACUAAGGUUUAGGACAUAAGACGAAUAGAAUAAGUAGCAAGUGCCUUGAAAAUAAAUAUCUAUGCUAAUUUAUCCCGUA